AUUCCGUGGCCUUGGUCUUGAUGCAAGCCGUCUGUUGAGCUGAGCUGGCCUUGCGCCGCUUUCGAUCUAGUCAAGCUCAAACCAGCCCAUCAUGUUUGGAGGUUCAAGGAGGCAUCGUCCUCCCACUCAGCCGUUGACCCGGGAGACUGCCAAUCCCAACGCUGCGACAGCCGCCGCAUCGGCCUUUCUAAGGCGUGAAUCAACGCCAUCUCUGUCAUCAGCUGCUGCGGCUGCAGCUCUCAAGGCUCGACCUACAACCCCCACCAAUGUAUCGCAGGUUCAAUCGAAACGAGUUGCGCGGAGGAGCGCUUCCGUCUCGUCUACAGGAAGUCGGGACAGGAGGAGUCGGGAACUGCAUCGAUCACCGAGCGCAAGUUCUAUGACAGAACGGACCUUUCGAUCACCAUCACCCUCACCAGCACGGGUCGCUGCCCCACAAGCUCAAGAUGUUCCUCCGGUGCCCAAGAUCCCCCAGCAUGAGCACAACAAGGCCAAUCCGAAGAGCUCGACCCACAAACGAGCAACAAGCUUGCAAACGCAACAUUUCCAAACGGCGAGCCAAAAGAUGAAAAACGGCCAAGUUCAAGGUUCAUGGUUUGGAGCAGCUACAGGGAACGAUUUGUCUAACGUGCGUCGCGCCCCUGUGGCUGAUAAACGGGCAUCUGCAGAUAUACGACCAAGCAGCCCGAACUCUAUCAAUUUCUCGUAUCCUCGUUCCAUGACAGAGUCGCCAAGUCCAUCAAGCAAUGCCAUGGUAUACGACCCUAAUUCGCGACGGAUGGUUCCUCAGGCACAACUUUUAAUGAUAGAUCAAACUGUCCGUGAUGCAUCAGAGAAGCCCGUUCGCAAGCAAAAGCAUGAUGGAUCCAGGACUGGCACUCACUUGUCCAAGGGCACCGUCGGAAGACUCAAGGGCACUGCAGUCGAACCAGCAUCACCACCACCAAAGGCAGUCGCAAGCCCACGAAGUCCUUCGGAUACUUACGUCGCGACAACCCAACAGCCUGAGCACCUCAAGCAGGCCAGUCGCCCAGAAGCUGACCCUGAAUCUGAGCUCGAGUCAGAUCUCGAAUCUGAGCCAGAAACCAAGCGUGAGGCGAAGCCUGACACCAGUUCCAAUCUGUUAACCGGGCAAACAUUAAUUCAACAAGAACAAGAGCCAGAUGUCGAGACGCCGAGGCAUCCGAAUCAGACUACUGUAAGCCCACCAGGAGUGACGAAGCCCGAAGCGUCGGUUAGAAAGCGUCCUUCUGUAGUGCAUGAAGACCCUGAACUAGAGGAGGAGGAACAACGUGAGGCUGCCCAGCCUCCGAGUACCCACGAACACCCGAUGGAUGGAGUUGAUGCCAUCCCUGUGAAAUCAACCUCGCCACCUCAACAGGCACAGGAAGCUACACCAAUCUCAGGUCCCAGUGAGACUGUGCGCCGAAAUCGAGUGCAUUCUGAAAGUCCUGCUCGCAGCCCUGCCCGUACAACCCAUUUUGCUCCCAAGACCGAUCAGCUACUCGUUAGGCAUGAGCCGCCUCCAAGGUCAUUGUCGCCACGAAAAUCCGCUCUUAAGUACUCAAGUCCUCGGGAUGCAUCUCCCUCAGAAGAUGGCUCAGAUGCGUCUGCUGCCUGGUCAGGUAUGGCUGGGCGUGAAGAAGUAGAACUUUCACGGAAGAAGAGCGUCAGGGUGAGCUUCGAUGACGGAAAUACGGCUGUUAUCGGAGAGUCUGUUCCAUCGUCAGAUACAGAUUCACCACAAAUUGCCAGCCCACAGUCAAGGAAGUCUUGGCAUAGCAUCAUCGGGCGGAACAAAAGAGACUCAGUAACUCUGGACGAGGACGAAACUAUGACUCCUCGUCCUGCUCUCCCCUCUUUUGGGAGUAUUCGCGAGAAGAAGGUCAGGGAGCCUGAGGAGCGACCUUUGGUUCGCCCUAUGGAGAGAUCGGCUUCACUUCCAGCUACAGAUUCAUUACCUUCAGAAUCGAAUAACAAGGCGCCUGCCCAAGACUUGGCGCAGUCAAGUGAUCUGGCUAUUGGGUCGGUCUUGGCACAGGAACAGGCCUCUCGCAACGAAGCUAAUACUUCCAGAUACCGGGAACCACUUCCCCCUGUGGUCACAUCUGUUGAUGGCCAAGGGUAUAUCAGCAACAGUGACCUGAGCUCUGAUGACGAAUCCGAAUCAGGCGAUGUAUCAAGAUCCCAAGCUUCUGCCGAACCUGUAUCCGAAACCCAAACAACUAUUAGCAACCCGGUCAGCCCCGCUGAGAGUGAAUUGGCCAAGUCCAGUCCAAGCGACAACAUACCAACCAUAUCGAUAAUACAACCUAGUCCCCGAAUCCCCGAUGAGAACCAGGCAGAGUCGCCGCAAGACUUCUUUGAUGUUCCAGGGGGCUUUCCAACAGGCCCGAGUAAUCCUUCCAGUGAGAGGGCAAUCUCCGAGGACACCAAGGUAUCCUCGUCAGAGCCUCGCCCAAGUCAACCACCUAAAGGUGUUGAUCAGCCCGCGCCAAUUGCGACUCGUCGGUCCUUCGAUUCCACCAGCGCAGUGUCUUCAAGCUCUCAGAUGCAUGACAUCCAGGAAGAGUCAGAGGAGUCAGAUGGGAGCAGCAUCUACAGUGACGCCUACGAGGAUCUCUCUGACAUGGAAGGCGAUGGUUUCUUGUCCCUUGAUGCUGUAGUCGACAGCCCAGUCGAAUCAGCAUUCUCUCAAAAGGUGUUUGAGAAGGCCAUUGCAAAAUCUAAGGAAACCAAUGCGUCUCAGCAAUCCACGCCCACUAAGACUCCAUCUCAGAAACCCCUUCAAACGCCCAGUGAUUGGGAAACAGCAAAGGCUUACUGGAGAAGUUUGAGCCCAACAGACAGACGCCAGCUUGAGAAGGAGGCCAUGGAAGAAUCUGACGAGGAAGACAUUCCAGCAGAAGCAGUACAACGCUCAAAACCCAAGACAAAGACCCAAGCGAAGCAAAAACAGAGGCUUGUGGAAGAGCCUGUGCAAGAGCCUAUGGGGACUUCGGAAGAUGCACCUGUCUCAGAAAAGCUUCGUAAUCCAACCAGGGUGUACCAAAUCCAACCAGGCACUAGCUGGGCUCGUGAUGAGGUUGAGAAGCCUCGUGUUAAGUCACCAGUUCUCGACAAAGCAAAGCAGAGUGGAGGUGCCAAACUGCGAAAAUCAAUGCGGGCUAGCGAGGCUACAACAGUCAGUCAUCCCGAACCAGUUCAAACUGGCGGCAUGCGCAAAUCUAUGAGAUCCGGCGCUGCUCCUUCGAGCCCUCAGAGCUCACACGAUGGGCAUUUACGCAAGUCUCUUCGUGAAGAGCCUGAGACUACUACGACUGGUGUUGCGAUGCGCAAGUCACUUAGGACUAAUGGUUCUGCGGCUAAUGGGCACAAUACUGCUCCAACUCAGAGAAAUGGUGGUCGGCCAACUUCUUAUCAACCAGCGACCACGUCAGAAUCGGUCAAAUCACAGCGUCGAGCGCAUUCUGAAGACAGGGGUCCUACUAUGCGAUCUACUGUGAAGCCAACCCUUACACGCCGAGGAUCUGACUCAAGCGAAAGCAGUUUCCGGCGUGCAAAGGUUGGCGGCGGAGAAGGCUUCGGCUUCCGUAAGACAAUGAGAGGAAGUACACAGGAACCAGCGGCAUCAGCACCUCCACCAGAAAGUGCAAGGGGUAGCAGUCGAUUCAGCCUUCGAUCUCUGUCACCUACAGGAUCAGCUUUCCGCCGUAAUUCUAACACUAGCUCUCCCCCUCCAGUUAUGAUGGGCGGCCGUAUGCGUCAGUCACUACGUACUGAGUCCAGUGAUGCUGGGUCCUCUCGCAUGCGGGUUUCUGGCUUUGGCCGCUCUUCCAAGGGGAAGAAAUCCAAGAGCGGUAGCCGCUUCGAUGAUUCGAGUGAUGAGGAUGAGGGCCGCCCAGCAUUCAGAAGUCGUUUUGUCGACUCAAGUGACGAGGAUACCCCUUCACCGCUCCCCAAGCAGAAACGCGUACCCAAAACAAUGCGCAGUUCGGCGUCAAACAAUGCCGCCGCCGCCGCCACGGGAGUCCCGCCUGCCCGUGCAGGUGUUCAAGACUCUCCUGAUCUUCCCGACAGCGAUGACGAGGAAGAGCAACCUCGACAGAAUCUUGCUUCCAAUGGGACGGCGAACGCAGCCCCUCGGGCAACAUUGAGUCGAAGCGGUUCGGGACGAGACGCGAUUGCGCCGCAGGCUAACAGCGUUGAGAUAACAGGCGGACGGCUAGGUCAUAAACGCCGUGGCAGCUUUAUGUCGUCCAUUUUGCGUCGCAAGAAGGAUCCUGCUGACAAGAUCUCUCGAAGCACGGGUGAAAGCGCAUCGCGCCGGGACACACACCUGGAACGAGGCCCAGAACGACUUGCUUUUAUUCGAAGCAACAGUGAGAGCCAGGCACACAGCUCGCGUCUACACAAGCGCGGAGCAAACUGGCCUCUCCAGGACCAUCAGAACACUCAUGAAGAGGAGGAUCAGUUCGACGACGGCUCUCAAAACACAUACGUCGUUGACGAAGAGAAGCGCCCAUCUACUGCUGGCGGUGUGGGCCCUUCUCCAUCCUCCCCAACAACAAAGACAGGCUUUCUCAAGCGUCGCAGUACUUCCCACAGCCAAAUUGGUGCUGCCAAUCAUGGCCUCUCAGCUUCAAUCGAUGGCUCAGAGGUCGGCACACCCAAGAAGAAGAAGUUCGGAACACUGCGCAGGAUGUUCAAGCUUGAUGAGUAGUGACGUCUAUUCUUGCGCUUUCUUGUGGCACCCCUUUUCUUCGUACCAUUACUAUACUACACACAUCAACAUCUUUUGUCCUCUUUUGAGAUAACACACUCGCUCCAUCAUCUCUUUCUUCACAAAGCGAAUUCUCAUUCCAUCCCCUUCUAUAACGCGUCACCGAAGUUUUUGUAUUAAUUAACGGAUUAGAUGGCUUACCUUGAAUGACUGGUUAAGUCGGUUGGACAAAACAUAC
Messenger RNA from Fusarium redolens, 4961 nucleotides. RefSeq lists its product as uncharacterized. The record is from RefSeq and is a predicted model, not a curated record. The transcript has 2 exons. Bases 92 to 4723 code for a protein of 1543 amino acids. Lineage: Eukaryota; Fungi; Ascomycota; Sordariomycetes; Hypocreales; Nectriaceae.